AUGCGAAUCGACUCGGUGUGCCGCCCAUUGUCUUGCCGGCAGGUGUCACUCGAGGCUGCUACCUACGCCAACUUUGACGUGUGCUUGCACCAACGACGGCUCGAGCGACACCUCUGGCCUGCACCAGAUUGGCAUACUUCGACACUUGCCGCAGUGUCUGUAAUGAUGUCCGAACGUCGUGCUAGCGGGCUUGUUCCGUUGACGGCCAGCUCGCCUCGAGCGCACAACAAUCCGGCGAUCCCACGAGAUCUGCAACGACCAGUCAAAUCGGAAGCCUCCGCGUCAGCGUCAGGCGCGGCGCCGCCUCCACCUCCCACGAGUCCGGAUCGCAAACGACCGCGCUACGAGCCUGCGUUGGCAUCUCGCGAGAUGGCCGACGAGGAAGAGAUGGACGAGCUUGACGAGACCGAAGACACAUCCAAAAGGCCACGCGGUGAGUCGGACGAGCCCAAGAUCGAGCGCAAAGGCUCGGGACCCGAAAGCAUCAGCAGGUCGUCCUCGGCAGCAGCUCAUCACGCUCACUGGGCCGGCAGAAGUGCUUCGGCAACAGUUGAUUCGCGGUACCAUCAGCAGCAGCAACAGCAUCAACAACCACAACAUCCAUCGCAGUCUCAGCACCACCCUCAACCACCACAGCACCGCAUGCGCGAAGGCGUCGAGCCAGCCGGAGGACCGGAUUCGCGUCGCUACGAAUACGAGCGUCCCCAACCGAGCCGCUACGACUCUGGGUCAGGUAUGAGGGAGGAGGGCCGUCACAUUGGUGGCCUUGUUGGCGAACGAUACGGUGGCGAGGCGGACCGUGAGGCUCGUGAUCGUCUGGCGAUGGAGGGCAAGAUGGAAUACAGCUCGUCCUCUGCACGCAUGCCGCCUCCCGGCGCGGCCGAUCAUGCCAACCUUCCACCAGGCUUCCGAAAACGUGCCCCUUCGCCGCCACCGAGACUGCCAGGCUUCGCUUCGCUCGAACACGAGGGAAUCGGUCAUCGUCCACGAGAAGACGGCAUGAUGGGAGGUGCUUACUCCAGCUCGCCGCGUAGAGGCGUGCCCUUCCACGGCCCUUCGUACGGCAGCUAUCCCUUGCCUCAGAGUCGCACGCCGCUCAUGCAUCACCACCCGAGCCCGACGCCAUCGACGUCCUACGGAAACCCUCCCAUGAUCCACCCUGCUCUCGCAGGGCUGCCCGGUGCCGGUGGAGGUCCAGGCGGCAAGCAGCAGCCCAGCUUCGUCAGCAAACUCUAUUCGAUGCUCGAAGACCCUUCCAUUUCUGAUCUGAUCAGCUGGGGAUCGUCUGGCACGGUCUUCAGCGUCGCCAACCCCGCCGAGUUCUCCCGGCUGGUGCUUCCCAAUUGGUUCAAGCAUUCCAACUGGCAGUCAUUUGUACGUCAGCUCAACAUGUACGGUUUCCACAAGGUGAACCACUCGUACCAAGGCAACCCCACCGACGAAGUUCAGGUGUGGGAGUUUCGGCACCCCAGCUUCCGUCGAGGCGAGAUCGCCCUUCUCAACGAUAUCAAGCGAAAGAGCUCGAGGCAGAAGAGAGGCGGUUCACCGCGUGGAAGCAUCGGAGGUGCCGACAUGCGUGCCGACAGAAGCGGUGGCAGCUCGACGCCCUCUCCCGAAGUGCCCCUGGCCACCAUUCCCGGGCACGACGGCAUGAGGAUGAUGGGUGGCAUGGGACCUGGCGGACCUCGAGGUGGGCGUGAGUUCGGCUACGGUGACGACCGAAUGGACCCUCAUGGAUAUGUCGACCGACGCGAGAUGCGUGGCUAUCCCAGCGAGCGAGAGUAUGGGCCUGGAGGUCCUCGCGGUGUCGCUGCCGACGAGUACGGCUACAUGCGCGGGGGCAAGAUGGAAGGCCACCUUGGUCUGACACCUGCUGGCGGUCCGGCAGGUGCAUCCGGCAUGGGCCCACCAUUCGCAGCGGGUGGCACCGACGGCGCCCGUCGAGGUGCCGAACCCAUCAUGGAGCGCGCCGAAGCCAUUGCGCGCUUCGAAGAUCUCUCGGAACGUACCGACGCCAUCAUCCGGCACGCCUCGUUCCUCGAAAGUCAGAUCCGCCUGCUCACCGACCAACUGAUCGAGUCUCGAUCCUUCACCGAAUCGGCGGUGCGCGACGAGAUGACUUCCCUGCUGGACCGUCUGGAACGUGCUCUCAGCUCUCCCGCUCCACCGGGCGUCGAUCCGUCGGCAAAGAUGGUCGAGGUGCUUCGUGGUCAGCUCGCUUACUAUUCGCAUCGCGGCGGCGCUGGUCCGAACGAGCGCGUCAGCAAGCCGCCCGCUCCCUCCAGCAGCGCUGCCGGCGCUGAUCCAAAGCGUCCCAGUGUUUAG
Pseudozyma hubeiensis SY62 is the source of this 2325-nucleotide messenger RNA. RefSeq lists its product as hypothetical. The record is from RefSeq and is a predicted model, not a curated record. NCBI's taxonomy places the organism in Eukaryota, Fungi, Basidiomycota, Ustilaginomycetes, Ustilaginales, Ustilaginaceae. The transcript has 3 exons. Gene Ontology annotation, molecular function: DNA-binding transcription factor activity; sequence-specific DNA binding. The coding region runs from base 1 to 2325 and encodes 774 amino acids. Gene Ontology annotation, biological process: regulation of DNA-templated transcription.